Molecule: messenger RNA, 4200 nt
Organism: Tetrahymena thermophila SB210
Lineage: Eukaryota; Ciliophora; Oligohymenophorea; Hymenostomatida; Tetrahymenidae
Product: tetratricopeptide repeat protein
Exons: 1
Biological process (GO): protein phosphorylation
Molecular function (GO): ATP binding; protein kinase activity; protein binding
Source: RefSeq, a predicted model, not a curated record
AUGGCAACAAUUGCUAUGGAAAGAGAUAAAACAAAUAGAAAAAGGGAUAAAAAACUAAAAACAUUGUAACAUAAUGACAAUACUAAUGAUCUUUAAGAUAAUUCCCUAAAAAAAGUAAAUAAUAUUAAUACUUAUGACAUCUUUAAAAAUAAGGAAUAGUUGAGCGAACUCAAAUCUAUUCAUAAAACUGAUAAAAAAAUAGAUCUAACAGAAUAAAUUUGCGGUUUGAUAAAAACUGAAAAUUCUUAGCAAACAAAAAUAACUUUAAAUGAAAAUCAAAGAAAAAUUUUAGAUUUUCAUAAAGAAAUUAUUUAAGAAUCCAAUUUAGAACCAUUUAAAGAAAAUAAUAAUGAAAAAAGAAAAAACUUGGUUGAUUUUAUAAAUGAAUUUACAUGCUUAGAUCAAUAGAAUGAAAAAUAAUUUGAAGAUAAAUAGUUAAUAAUUAUUCAAAAGAAAACUAUAAAUGAUGAAAUUUAAGAUUUAGAAGAUUAUAUCAGUAAGUUAAGUCAUUGUGAAUAAAAUAUUUUGUAAAGUGAAAAUAAAGAUAUAAAAAUGAAUUAAUACUAAGAUGUAAAGGACUAAAAAGAUGAAAAAAAUUGUAGCUAAUAAGAAGAAUAAAAUAAAUCAUGCCAAUUUGUUAAAUAAAUAAAUUUGGAUAGUGAAAUAUGCAACACCAAUAAUUUGUAAUUUAGCUAAAAUUAAUUUGAAUAAAUAAGAGAAGAUUGUUAGUAAGAUGAAUAAAACCCUGAAGAAAUGAUAAAAUAAAAAUUUUAAAUAAUAAUAUAAGAAUAGUAAAUUAACUCCUAAUUUAAGAUUAUGCAGCAGGAAAUUUUAAACUGUUUGAUUUAAAAUUCAUAUUGUCUACAAAAAUUUGUUUACUCUGCUGAGAAAAUUGAUAUAUUUUAAGGCUUCUAAUCUCUUAAUAACUCAUAGAUGGAAUAGAUCACUUUUAAAUUUCUUUAUUUACCUGACAAAAAGGAAUUAUCAAAUUACAUUUUGCUUCUAUCAUAUUUUUAAGCUAAAAAUGUUAUUUAAAUACUUUGUUAUAAAUAAAUAACUGACUAAAUUUAUAUGAUAGCUUUAAAUUUCUGUAGCUUGAACAUACUAUAAAAAUUGAGUAAAGCUCAUAAAAGUUUUCAAAUUUUAUUAUGGAAUUCUAAUAUUUUUUAUUAAAUUAAUUCUAUGAAAGAUUUAAGUCCUUCAUUUUAAAAGAGUAGAAUAUAAAUAUUGACAGAAACAACAUCUAAAAAUUGUUUUCUUACUCUUUAAACAUCUAAAUCAACAUUUUUUGAUUAAUUUUAAGGAUUUACUUACAUAUAAGGAGUAGUUAAAUACUUGAAUUUCAAAAUAAUUUAUGAUCAAGAUGAGUACUUAAGAGACUAAGAAGUCAUUGAAGAUUUAUAUAAAAACAAAGUUAUAGAAUAAAUUUAAUAUCAAUAUCAAAUAUGUGAAAGCAUAUAUCUAAUUGCUUUAAGUGAAAAUUAAUUCAAUUAAAUUGAGGAGUUAAAAUAAAGAUACUAAAUCCGAGUUUUUAACAAAUAAAAAAUAUUAGAAAAAUUUUCAAAAUAAAUUAAAAAAUUUAAAAGAGAUAAAAUAGAUAAAAUAAUAAAAUCGCUUAAAGAAAAAAACUACUUUUUAUGUGAUAUAAUUGGUGAAGGUGGAUUUGGUUUUGUAUGCAGUGGAUACAAAAAAAUAUCUAUUGGAUAAUAUGAAGAUUUAGCAAUUAAAAUUCAAGAAGUUAAAUAAGAUGGUGAUUAAGAAAUUUUUAAUGAUGAGGUAAAGAUUAUCAGUAGCUUUGAAUACAAUAUUAAGGUUGUAAAAUAUCUUGACAGUUUUCAGAUAGAAAGUUCAAUAAAUGUUUUAAUUAUGCAAAAGUGCAAGUAUAGUUUAUUACAAGAAUUAAAUUAAGUUACCUGUUUUGAAUCUUUCAAAUUCUUCAAAAUUGUAUUUGAUUUAAUAGAUGGCUUAAUAUAGCUUAGAAUGUAUAAUGUUUUGCACCUGGAUAUUAAACCUUCAAAUAUUCUUUUCUCUUAUAAUGAUGAUUAUUUGUAUUGUGAUUUUGGUAUUUCUUGUAUCAAAAAACGAGAUAUUUAAGUGAAUAUCAAGGGAUUUUCAAAUGGCUUUUCAGCUUAUGAGGUUGAACAUAGUGAAAAAAGCGAUAACGCUAAUAAAAUAACAUUUAAAUCUGAUAUUUAUUCUUUAAAUAAGACGUUUGAAAAAAUUUUGCCAAAGAUUGAGCAAAAAAAUUAAAUAGAUAAGGAUGUAAAAUAAAAAUUUAAGGAACUGAUCAAAGAGAACACUGCUGAAAAUAAUGAAGAAAGAUUAGAUUGUUUAGAACUUCAUAAUAAAGCUUUUAACAUUUUAUUACAUUCCUAAAAUAUAAAAUUUUAUGUAAGCUAUAUAAAGAGUAUUGAUAUAAAUUUAGAAAUACUUGCUUACGACAAAAACAAAGACAUUCCUUUUGUUUAAGAAAUCAUACUUUACUACAAUGAAAAAAAAAAUAUUUUGUUGUAAAAAAUCUACAAAGAAGACUUUGACCAGUAUUAAGAAAGCAUACAAAAGAGAAAAACCCCUUUUAUUUCUGAGAUAGCAGCAAAAUCACUAAAUGAAAUAGCAUAAUCUUAAUUCAAUGUAGGAAAAUCUUAGUUUAAUAUUGGUUAAUAUGAAAAUGCCAUUCAAUCUUUUUAAGAAUCUUUAUUAAUUAGGAGAAUGUUUGUAAAUGAAAAUUUAAAUGAAAUAGCUUAGACUUUAGAUAAUAUUGCUUAAUGUUGGAGUCUUUUAGGUGAUUAUAAAAAGGCUAUUUUGAAUUUUUAGGAAUCUUUAGUUAUUUCAAAGAAUAUUUAAAAAGAUUAGCUUUAAAGAACUGGCAUUUAUCACAGAAAUAUUGGAUAUUGUUACUUGAAUCUAAGUAAAUAUAAGUAAGCCAAUAAGAAUUUAUUUAAAUCCCUAUAAAUAUUAAGGUCAAUUUUUCAUGAAGAUAAAAACUGUUACUUAGCUACUACUAUUAAUGAUUUAGGAUUAUAUUAUUUAAUUACUGGAGAUAUUAAAAAUUCCUUAUCAAAUUUUGAAUAAGCUCUCAAAAUAAGAUAGGAACUUUUCAAAGAAUUGCACCCAGAUCUUGGGGAUUCUUAUAAUUGCUUUGGAUUUUACCAUUUUUAGACAGAAAAUCUGGUUUAAUCUUUAGAUUAUUUUUAAAAGUCUCUUGAAUAGUUUGAAAAUAUUUAUUAAAUUAAUCAUAGAUAAGUAGCUGCACUGCAUAAUAAUAUUGGAAAAAUACUUUUGAAGCUUGGUUAGAUUAACAAUGCAAAAAAUCACUUUGAUAAAUUAGAGAAUAUUAUCUCAACAAUUUUUAAAAAAGAUCAUCCUGAAGCAGCUUUAUCUUUAACUAGCAUAGGAUUAUUUUAACUUUAUAUUGGUGAAAUUUACAAUGCCUUAGAAAAAUUUAAUAAAUCUCUAGAUAUCCAAACAAAAAUAAAAAUAGAAAAUUAAGAUCCAUUUUCUAUUUCAAUCAAUCAUGAAUGUAUAGGUGUCUGCUAUGAAUACCUUAGAGAUUACUAAAAAUAAUUGGAGUAUAUUCAGAAAUCGCUUGAUAUUAAAAGAAAAAUUUUUGAAAAAAAUAUAAACAACCCUGAUAUUGCUCUUUCUCUCAACCAUCUUGGAUUAUGCUACCUAAAUUUAAAAAAAUUUUCACAAGCAAUUGAUUACUUUGAAGAGUCUUUAAAAAUGAACAGAUCAAUUUCUCCUGGUAAAGAAAGCUUGUAAAUAGCUUCAAAUUUAAACAAUUUAGGAAUAUGCUACUUAAACUUAGGCGAAACUUAAAAAUCAUUUAAUUAUUUAAAUGAUUCAUUGGAGAUAAGAUUAAAAAAUCAUAAAACUGAUCAUUCAGAAAUCGCUUAAUCGUAUUGUAAGAUAGGUUGGUAUUAUAUGAAAAUAGGUGAUAAUCAAAAUGCUCUAAAUUUAUUUGACUAAUCAUUAAAGAUGAAUUAAAGAAUUUUCUAAAAAAAUCACCCAAAUUUUGUUGAAAUAUUGAAUAACAUUGGAUUAUGCCACUUAAGUUAAAAUAAUCCAAUGAUGGCAAAAAAUAAAUUUGAAGAAUCACUAAAAAUAGCAAAAGAAUUUUUCAAAGAAAGUCACCCAUUCAUAGCUGAAAUUCUUGAAAAUAUAGACAAAUGUAAUAAAAAUUAAAAGGAUUAUAUAUGA